Mytilus trossulus (common blue mussel) is the source of this 2245-nucleotide messenger RNA. RefSeq lists its product as uncharacterized. Bases 574 to 1959 code for a protein of 461 amino acids. Lineage: Eukaryota; Metazoa; Mollusca; Bivalvia; Mytilida; Mytilidae. The record is from RefSeq and is a predicted model, not a curated record. The transcript has 2 exons.
CGUUUAAAACAAUCACUGACCUCCAGAAGUCGGAUGUAAAACAUUAUCGAAUUUGUGUAAAAGAUUUGUAGUAAUUUUAUCGGAAAUAGAUAAUAACAUAAUUACACAUAAUUGGGCAUAAACAUAGAUAAAUAUGUUACAUUGUUUUAUAAUUGUCAUAAAUUGAAUAUAUUGCUUCAGCUUUAUAUUUAAGUACGAAUCGUAUUACUAAAAUUAAUAUUUCAAAAACAAUACGCCACUGAGGACACACAUAUAUCACACUGCUGACAUUCGAUUAUCUCCUAUUGAAAAAUAGUUUGGAACAAUUUUCUCAUGAAAUAUACAUCAUAUAAAAUAUUCCAUAACUUUAGAUAGUGUUACAAUCUCUCUCUCAUUGGUUCCAGCGGCGAUAAAUCGAUUCUCCUACUUCUCUAGAGUUAUUUGAUGUCUAUGAUUUUGUGUAUUGGGUUAAAAGCUCCGGAUAUAAGUUACUAAGCUAAUAUUGAUGUGGAUAAAUCAAUAGUGACAAACACUGAAAAAGGAUUUCAAAUUGAUAGAUUCUUCUAAACGUGAGACAGCUAUUCGCUCAUCAGGAUGAAGUUUCGUCAAAUAAGUUUCAAGUCGUUUCAGAAGACUAAAAGUAAAAAGAAAAAGACAAAGGAAGCUUCAAUUGAACAACAUCCUACACCUGUCGACGACAAUGACAACCUCGUAAUAGCCGCCGACAGCUGCAAAUAUUUCGACGUCGCCCAGGACAUAUCUCUUCGCUGCUCUCUUCGUAGAUACAAAACAUCUGUUACUCCACGUAACAAAUACGUUAUCACAAACCGGCGAACAGCCAUUUCAGACGACGAGGAAGAAACCGACAAUGGUGUGCUAUAUGAACUCGACGAUAUAGACAAAGUUUUGAAUUCAGUCCGUAAGGAGCGCACACGCAUCAAAACAAAUCCUUGGAUCCCUCCGCGUAAAUCUGUGCACGAAGAAGACUUGAUUGAUCUUGUACCGGAAGGUGCCAACGCUCAGGAUUAUUUGAACGUUUGUAUCCUAGCUGAAGAGGCGGGAAAAUCUUAUAAUUCUACAGAAUCUACCCUGACAGCACCCGACAAUCUAAGGAUACAAAAGCGUGUAAAAAGACAGCUAAGUUUAACUGAUCUGAACAUUAAUCGAUGGUCUAUUAUCUCUGAAGGUGAUGUGGAUAUAGAACUCAAUUCUCCUACAAUUGAAGAACUGAAUGAACGAUUUGCAAACAUAGAUUACGCCAUUGAUUUCAAAUACGAAGAAAAUAUUGACAAUAUCCUGGACGACGAAAUGGCAGUAAAACUUGCUAAAAGACUUUCUGUCAAUGAUUUAUUGGAGGACUAUAGUGAGGUAUCAUCCGAUACAUCUAACAGUAGCAUGGAAAUCUCAGACAAUACCAGCUCUACUGGCUCAUACAGCAGUGAAGGGUCCAUAGAAAACCAACUUCCGGUUUACUCGACAAAGUUUUCAGAACGACCUGACCGAAUGGAAGAAUCAAUCGAUGCUGGUUAUUCAAGUCUCAGCCGCGACUCACGAUUCCCUUCAACAUCUGAUUCCGAUAAUGCUGAACAUUCCGAUAGCGACAUUGAAGAAGAAUCAAAUAUAACUCUUGUUGAUAGCGCAUGUGCAGAAUGUGAUUCCGCUAGAACGAUUCCAGACAUCAGAAACAGUCUACAAGACAAAGUGAGUCAACUUAGAGCUGAAAAAAUGAUCGUUGAGGAAAAAAUCCGCGAAGCACAAGAAGACGAUAUAAUUCGUUUUAAAGAAACUCAGCGAUUGAGACGACAUCUACCUGGUUACAAGAAACAAAUGUUGUUGAAAACAUUGACCAGUCUGAAGGAAAGACUUGAAAAUCAAAGCCAAAGAUUACAGAAAAGUUAUUCAACAGUAUUAUCAAUGCAAAGAAGAUUUGCUCAGAGACAUAAUCCGUUUUUCAUUGUCCCAAACACAAACUUUAGUUGAGAAAAGUAGUACUAUCGCGGAUGAAUAAUUAGUGCUAUAUGUAUGAUUGUAUGUAAAUAUGAUGAAUAAUUAUUUAUUUAUAAUGCUCUAUAGAUGAGGAAUUCAAAAUACAGAACAAAGUGAUCAUAGAGCUAGGAAAACAACUCGUUGUAAACUUUUCAUUUUCUGGACUAUUUUCAAUAUAAAUCAUGUGUCGUCUGCAAAGACUGACUGUUGUUAAGUUGUUGUUACUUUUGAACUUAAUCACAGUUCAAACAUUUUUUAUGUUGUGUGGUGCUUGUACAAA